This is a messenger RNA of Etheostoma spectabile (orangethroat darter), 3031 nucleotides long. RefSeq names its product aminoadipate-semialdehyde synthase (gene aass). Gene Ontology annotation, cellular component: cytoplasm. The transcript is spliced from 26 exons. Bases 190 to 3006 code for a protein of 938 amino acids. Gene Ontology annotation, molecular function: saccharopine dehydrogenase activity. The record is from RefSeq and is a predicted model, not a curated record. NCBI's taxonomy places the organism in Eukaryota, Metazoa, Chordata, Actinopteri, Perciformes, Percidae.
CGGAAACGGGUCAAUACAUCCAUGGCGCAAAUGUAAACUAGGAUUACGGUUCUGUGGGAAGUUGUAACUCGUCCUCGUAUCACCUCUGCGUGACACUCCGGUCUUCUCCGGGAACCGUCGCCACGUUAACACGCCAGGAACCGGCGUGGUGCACCGAAACCGGCCAGAAACGGGGGUGGUGAAGUCAUCAUGUUCAGACUCCUCAGUCGGCGUGGUAACCUGACGCGGAGCUGCCUGGCCGGCCAGCGGCGCCAUGAGCACGGCGUCAUGGCCAUCCGCCGCGAGGACAUCAACCCCUGGGAGAGGAGGGCGCCGCUGGCCCCCAAACACGUCAAAGAGCUGACCAACGCCGGCAUCAAGGUCCUCGUCCAGCCGUCCAACCGCAGAGCCAUCCACGAGAAGUACUACAUGAGGGCCGGGGCCGUCAUCCAGGAGGACCUCUCGGAGGCGUCUCUGAUACUCGGGGUGAAGAGGCCGCCGGAGGAGAAGAUCAUUCCCAGGAAGACGUACGCGUUUUUCUCCCACACCAUCAAGGCUCAGGAGGCCAACAUGGCGCUCCUGGAGGACCUGCUGAAGAAGGAGGUUCGUCUGAUCGACUACGAGAAGAUGGUCGAUGCUAACGGAUUCCGGAUCGUAGCGUUUGGUCAGUGGGCCGGUGUCGCAGGAAUGAUUAACAUAUUGCACGGAUUGGGUUUGCGCUUCCUGGCUCUUGGGCACCACACCCCCUUCAUGUACAUCGGCAUGGCUCAUAACUACAGGAACGUCAGCCAGGCCAUCCAGGCAGUGAGGGAUUGUGGGUAUGAGAUAUCCAUGGGCUUCAUGCCCAAAUCUAUCGGCCCUGUGACGUUUUGCUUCACCGGUACCGGCAACGUCUCCAAGGGAGCCCAAGACAUCCUUAACGAGCUGCCUGUCGAAUAUGUUGAACCUCAUGAGUUGAAGGCCGUCUCCGAAACAGGAGAUAUGAACAAAGUGUACGCCACCGUUCUGAGCCGACACCACCACCUGAUCAGGAAGAGCGACGGCAUGUACGACCCCAUGGAGUACGAGCACCACCCGGAACUCUACACCUCGCACUUCAGGACUAGCGUGGCCCCCUACACGACCUGUCUGAUCAAUGGUAUUUACUGGGACCGCCACACGCCCCGACUCCUCAGACGACUGGACGCCCAGAAGCUGAUGAGACCGCUCCAAACCUCCGCUGCAGAGACGGAAGGAUCACCAGCGCUGCCUCACAAACUGCUGGCCAUCUGCGACAUAUCUGCCGACACCGGAGGCUCCAUAGGCUUCAUGAACGAUUGCACCACCAUCGAUAAGCCUUUCUGUAUGUACGACGCGGACCAGCACAUCGACCACGACAGCUACUUCAACAAAGUUACCGUGGAGGGAAACGGGAUCCUCAUGUGCUCCAUCGACAACCUGCCGGCUCAGCUCCCCAUCGGAGCCACCGAGUACUUUGGAGACCGACUGUUCCCCUACAUCUGGGAGAUGCUGCCCUCGGACGCCACCAGACCGCUGGAGGAGGAGGACUUCAGCCCGCAAGUCAGAGACGCUGUCAUCACCUCAAACGGCGUCCUCACCCCAAAGUUUGAAUACAUUGAAAAACUUCGAGAAAAGAGAUUACGAGACAGGGAGAAGGCUCAGAUCAUGAAGAAGGCCGGGAUGAAGCGAGUCCUGCUGCUGGGUUCAGGGUACGUCUCGGGACCCGUCGUCGAGUAUUUGACUCGCGACGAGAAGACCCAGGUCACUGUUGCGUCGGUGAUGCUGAAGCAGGCGGAGGAGCUGGCAGCCAAAUACCCCAACACCAUUCCCGUUAUGCUGGACGCCGGCAGCCAGGAAGGACACCUGGACUCUCUGGUCAAAGACCACGACCUGGUCAUCAGCAUGCUGCCGUACUCUCUCCACCCGCUCAUCGCCAAACACUGCAUCAAGAGGAAGGUGAACAUGGUGACCGCCAGCUACCUGAGUCCCGCCAUGAGGGAGCUGCAGAGCAGUGCGGAGGAGGCGGGCAUCACCAUAGUGAAUGAGAUGGGACUGGACCCGGGCAUCGAUCACAUGUUGGCCAUGGAGUGUAUCGACAAGGCCAAAGCCGACGGCUGCACUGUGGAGUCGUACAGCUCGUUUUGCGGCGGCCUUCCUGCUCCCGAGUGUUCGGACAAUCCUCUUCGCUACAAGUUCAGCUGGAGUCCGUACGGCGUCCUCCUCAACACCAUCAGCCCCGCCAUCUUCCUCCGAGACAACCAGGUGGUGAGCAUCCCGGCUGGAGGUUCUCUGAUGGAGUCCAGCGUGCCGAUGGAUUUCCUUCCUGGUUUCAACCUGGAGGCGUUUCCAAACCGUGACAGCACAACGUAUGCCGAGCCAUACGGCAUCCAGACAGCACACACACUGAUCAGAGGAACGCUGCGCUUCAAGGGCUUCACAAAGGCCAUGGCUGGGUUUGUGAAACUGGGCCUGAUCAACAGCGAGCCCUGCCCCCUCCUGCAGCCUACUUCAGCUCCUGUUUCCUGGAAAGCGCUUCUCUGUAAGCAGAUGGGAUUGUCCUCUUCGGUUUCUCACGACGCCUUUGAGGACGCUGUCUACGAACGCAUCGGAAAGGACGACUUUGCGAUGGACACCCUGAGAUGGUUCGGGAUGCUGAGCGACGAGUCGGUGCUUCACGCCGACAGCGUGCUGGCUGCUCUGGCAAAACACCUGGAAGCCAAACUCUCCUUCGGUGAGGGCGAGCGAGACAUGAUCAUCCUGAGGAACGACGUUGGGCUGCGCCACCCGACCGGCGAGCUGGAGACCAAACACAUCAGCCUGGUGGUGUACGGCGACCCCAGCGGCUUCUCCGCCAUGGCCAAGACUGUAGGAUACCCAGCGGCCAUUGCUGCUCGCAUGGUCCUCGAUGGUGAAAUCAGUACGAAGGGAAUCGUGGUUCCGUUGACGAAGGAGGUCUACGAGCCGACGCUGGCCCGUCUGAAGGAGGAAGGACUUCACUUCGUAUCCAAGAGCACCGUGCUGGACUAGAGAGCAGACCAGUAGUCCCUGGAAA